UCGAUGACGAGUAAAACAGGUUGGUGCACAGGUUCAGGUUAAGAUAUAUAAACUCACUGAGUUUUUGUCUGCGGACACAGAUACAAACUUCCAUCAGCAAACUCAAGGAGAAGAAUCUGUUCUGCAGAACGUGAAGCUGUCGACAUGAAGUUGGGGCUGCUGGUGGUGUUGGCUGUGGCAGUUGUAGCGCCCAACCUGUCUGAAGGCCGGAUCGUCUCCAGAUGCGAGCUGAGAGAAAAGCUCGGGGAGGCGAUGGUCUUCUUCAAAAGGUUUCAGGGAUGCAAAGAAAGACUCCUGGCGACAGUCAUCUGCGAAGUGGAGAUGAGCUCCCAUCUGAACAGCAGCCUGGUCAGGGUGGUCAGCCAACGCAGAACUGCAACCCCCAAACUGACGACAACCACACCAGCGAUCUCCGAACCAUCAGAAGCAGAUGCCCCAAAUCCAACCUCUGAAUCCAACCCAACGGCCCCGGGAGCUGGAGGCGUCAGAGCGAGGCGGGACGCUGACACCAGCAGCCUGGAGGACAUGCCCGACGAGGAAGAAAGCCAGUCUGAUGAGGAGGAGCUGGAGCAGGAUGAGGACGCGGUGGACAGCUCGGACGAAGAGAGCGAUGAAGAUGAGGAGGAGGGGGACGAGGAUGAGCAGGAGCUGGAGGAAGGUGGGAAACGUAAGAAGCGAUUCUCGCUUAAAUGGCGUCCCAGAAGGAAGAGGGGGCCGAGGUCCCAGAGUUUCUACGGGCUCUUCCAGCUGUCUGACAGACACUACUGUGAGUCACUGCAUCACCGGUCCAAAAACAGGUGUGAGACUACCUGUGAAGCCUUCACUGAUGACGACAUAGAGGAUGACAUUGACUGCCUCGUGAAGACUGGUCUCUGGAGGUUCAUACUUCGUCAUCCAUCUCACGGGUGUCGUCACAUCCGAGGCUUCUUCGAUGAAUGUGACCUAGCAGUGUCAGAAGACGUCACACCAGCCGUGAUUUCUUCUUCUUCAUCAGUGUGACCUUUGUGCUCUGAACUUAUUUCACACUGUGAAUCGUUUUUUUCUUUUUUAAUUCAUCAAUAAGAUUUCUUUACUGGAGUCUUUUUCCUGCAGUUUGUUUUUGGUUGAAAUGAUAUUAAACUGAAAAUAAAUAUCAAUAAUUGAACUCAUUUCAGUAGUACCGAUUACCACUUUAAUCUGUGAUCAUUUCCUGAUGAGAAAAACAAAGAAAACACCCUCUGUAUCUUCUGCUUUCUGCAAUUUUUCAAUAAACAUGUUUUGAUGAAGCAUUUGA
Molecule: messenger RNA, 1273 nt
Organism: Chelmon rostratus (copperband butterflyfish)
Lineage: Eukaryota; Metazoa; Chordata; Actinopteri; Chaetodontiformes; Chaetodontidae
Exons: 5
Coding region: 145-999 (284 amino acids)
Source: RefSeq, a predicted model, not a curated record